Closterium sp. Yama58-4 is the source of this 4098-nucleotide messenger RNA. Lineage: Eukaryota; Viridiplantae; Streptophyta; Zygnematophyceae; Desmidiales; Closteriaceae. The record is from the annotation of a GenBank genome assembly.
AUGGACUGGUAUGUCCAGCCACAUGACGCCGGCGCGCGUCUUGAUGCCUCUCGCUCCAUGCCGCCACGUCAGCACGUAGUCACAACGACGUCUGACGCCGCUGCCGUGCCAUUAAACCGCUCUCCACGUUCGUCCACCCUUCCAAACCACCUUCCAAACCACCCGGCGUACCAUUAUCCGAACCACCCGCCGAACCAGCGGCACCGCCUACUACCCGAGCCUGGUACCGACGCUCGGCCCUUCAGCGACCAGCACAUUCCCCUUUCAGGCGACGGCCCUCCUAAGCGCGACCGCGCCAACCGCGCCCUCCGCAAGGGCAUCUCCGCCUCGUCCGCGGAACUAGACCCGCCGAGUUUCGUUCGCCAUCGAAAUGAUGACUCAAGGCAGUGUGACAAUAUCGGUGGUGAGCACAACGAGCUCACAGAAUAUCUCUUUGGAGAACGGGGGCUUGGAGCCGGCGCGUGGGGUUCUGGCGGCGAUGAGUAUGAGCGCGGAACUGGCGGCGGGAUUGGCGGUGUUGCGGGUGGCGGUGCUGGUGGCAGCGGUAGAUUCGACGACGCGAUAAGAGACGAUCGAGGACGAGGGACCUCUAAUGCCCGGCAUGCUAUGGCCAGAUCCCCGUCUGCCCGCCGUGCCAUCGACAAUAACCGGCCAGCCGUCAACCGCCGGCAGGGAUGGCGGAGGGGCAGCGACGGGCUGUCAGGUUGGGCGGAGAAUCCCGAGGGUGUGCCCGAACCUAUGCCCAUGGUUCGGCGCCAUACCACGGGUAUGGGCGGGAUGGCAGUUUCGCACGGGGAGAGGGGGAAGAGCGGGGAGGGUAUUGGUGACCACGGGCAGUGGCGGAGCGGGAAUCAGGGGGAGAGGGGGGAGCGGGCGCACGGAGUGCUGCUGCAACGGCGAUCGAAAACGGGCCCUGAUUAUUCCAGAAGCCAUACGCUGGUCACCGCGGGGAAUACGGCGGGGAACGCGGCAGCAGUGGCUUCCUGGGGGGGCGCCGCGGGACACGGCGAGAGUUUCGGCGGCUUCGGCGGGGGUUUCAGAAGCGCGGGCGGCGCGACGAAGUCGUCCUCGGGCGGAUCGGUGCAAAGCGGUGCCAAUGAGGGGCAGUCGGCGGUGGGGGGGGAGCAGCAGAGAGCCGCGGGAGGUAGCGGGGGACUGGCGGGCGUGGGAGGCGGGAACAGCGGGGGGAGAGAAGGCGCGGGCGGAGUCGCGGGGAUUGGCGGACCACGCGGGGUGCGCGCGGGGAGCAUCGGCAUCAUGUCUCCGCGCCUGCUGAGAUUCCUAGUGGACGAAGGGAGCCCCGGAGGCCCGAACCCUAGCGGGGGGUUCGACGACGGCAGGAGGCGCGGGGGAGACGCGCGGAAGGCAAAAGGGCGGGGGAAGGACGCGGGGACGGGGAAAGGGGAGGCCGGCGGAGCAGCGGGGAGGGGAGGCAGGGAACGGGAGAGGGAGGGAGGAGGACAUGUUGGGAGAAGGAAUGAGAGCCCCAGGUAUCAGGGCGUAGGAGGUGGGGUGACCGCCAGGGCUGCUGCGGCGGCGGCGGCGAUGGGGGGAAGCAGCGGCGAGGGGGGACGGAGAUCCCCCAGAGCCGACGCGGGCCUGUACUUCCCCAAGUCGCGCAGCGUCGCUGUGCCAAAAUCCCCCCUUUCCGCUGCGCCGCGCGUGGUUCCUCCCCCACUCACGCCCCAGCCCGCGCUUCCCCCGGUUUCUCCUGCCGGCCACCGCUUCCCCAAGUCCGCCUCCUCCUCCGCGCGCGCCCUAGCGCGUCCCGCCAAUUCUUCCCCCACCGCUGCUGCCCCAGCCUUAUCGCCUCACUCUAGCGCCAGUACUGAUCUCUAUUCCGAAUCUGGCGCUUAUGUAAGCAAUGCAGUGUACUCGCAGGCGUUUCAGGGUCCAGAGAGACGAAGUGCUAGCCCUGUUUAUGACCCGCGUACAGCCUCCGCUCCUCGUACAGGAUCAUCUCCCCGUACGGGAUCAUCUCCCCGUACGGAAUCAUCUCCCCGUACGGUUUCAUCUCUCCAUGGGGGUGUAUUAUCCCCCCGUACUGAAACGUCUCCGCGCACGGGAUCGGCCCGUCGUACUGGUUCAUCUCCCCGUGAUAACCCAUCUCCCCGUGAUAACCCAUCUCCCCGUGAUAACCCAUCUCCCUCACCCUCACCCUCACCCUCCUCCUACCCACCAGCCAGCUCCUAUCCUCCCAGUAGCUCGUUCUCCCUGCGCCCCUCCUCUGGGGAUUCUGGCGGUUCGGCCGCAGGGGGGGCGGAAGGUACGGGAGGGGCGGAAAGGACGGGGGGAGCAGAAGGCGGGGGAGUUUUGGCUGCUGGUAGUGCUGGCGCGGGUGCUGGUGGUGCUGGCGCGGGUGCUGGUGGUGCUGGCGCGGGUGCUGGUGGUGCUGGUUCGUUCCCGGCUUAUCCCACGUCCGCAUCGUUCUCUUUUGAUUCCAACCAGGCUCCGCUACAGUCACCCACCUCCAUGCAUUAUGCCCUUGUUGGUGGCCACGGGGGUGAUGGUAGUAUCUUUGGGGAUGGGGGCGUUGCAACGGAUGGCAACAGCGGAAAGUUUCGCCGCCCCGCUGCCCUGGACCUCGGGCAGCUCUCUCCAACCAAUCAGCUGGAGCCAGAGGACUUGGUAGAAGAAGACGGGCAGGAAGAUAUGGUGAGAAUGGGAGAUGAGGAAGAGGAGGAGGAGGAGGAGGAGGAGGAGGAGGAGGAGGAGGAGGAGGAGGAGGAGGAGGAGGAGGAGGAGGAGGAGGAGGAGGAGGAGGAGGAGGAGGAGGAGGAGGAGGAGGAGGAAGGGGAGGUGCUUGCACGUGAGAAGGAGGCAACGACGGGGCAGGAGGAAUGGGUGGAGGCGGAGGAGGAGGAGGAGGAGGAGGAGGAGGAGGAGGAGGAGGAGGAGGAGGAGGAGGAGGAGGAGGAGGAGGAGGAGGAGGAGGAGGAGGAGGAGGAGGAGGAGGAGGAGGAGGAGGAGGAGGAGGAGAAAGGGGAGACGCAAUGCGCAAGAGCAGAGAGGGACCCCCGCGGCGACGGGCAGCAGCAGCAGCAGCAGCAGCAGCCGGGCACGGGCAGCACGGAAGGAAUUUUCGAGCGCGGGUUCACAGACAUACGGAAGAAAUUCGAGGUCGGGCAGCAGAUCGGGCAGGGACGGCGGGGGGUGGUGGUGUAUAUGUGUGUGGAGAGGCGGACGGGGCGGGCGUAUGCGUGCAAGGCGAUAGACAAGGCGACCCUGGUGGAGCCGAGGAAGGUGGCGGCUGUCCGGGCUGAGGUAGACGUUAUGAGGAAGCUUCUGGGAUGGCCGCACGUGGUGGGGAUCAAAGACGCACUAGAGGAUGAAAAGUGUGUCUUUAUUGUCAUGGAGCUGUGUUCGGGCGGCGACCUCCUGGACCACAUCAACUCGUCGCCAUUCAUCUCGGAGCGAGAGGCCGCCAUCAUCCUGCGUGUGCUCGCAGAGACGCUGCGGUCGUGCCACAACCACGGCAUCAUGCACCGCGACUUAAAGCCCGAGAACAUCCUGCUGGCACAACCUGGGUGCUGGUGGGACCUGCGCCUGGCUGACUUUGGAUUCUCCGUGCACCUUAAAGCCGGAGAGCGCAUGACAGGCUAUGCUGGUUCCCCUUUCUACAUGGCGCCGGAGGUCCUAGACAGUGUAUACGGGCACGAGGCAGACGUGUGGAGCCUGGGGGUGAUCCUCUACACCAUGCUCUCCCAGAAGCUGCCUUUUUGGGACGACACGGAUGCGGGUGUGUACCGGCAGAUCAAGCGCGCUCAUGUGGACAUGGAGAGCGGCGUCUGGCCGGCGAUCUCGGACGAGGGGAAAGACCUCGUGUUGGGGAUGCUGUCCGCGGACCCGCACGAGCGGAUCACCCUCGAUAGAUUGCUCGCUCAUCCGUGGAUGGCAGCCAACGGCUGUGAUAUGCCGCCAUCGCCCGCACACAGCACGGCGUCUUCGACCGACACAUCAAGCCUCUCUGGCAGGCGGAAGAAAGACAUUGCUCGAUCUACCGGCACCAUAUUCUCCUCGCUCGGAAUGCCCUUUUGCCGUGUCUAUCAAGGUAAUGACGACGACGAGGAUGACCAGAGUGUUUCAGGUUUAGCGUAG